GGUCAGUAACUAAACAACACUGAAAGCAAAUGUUUUUAAAUAUCAACAACGAGCGAAAAUAUUUUCCCGUAGAGAAAUUAGCUACCGGCAAAUAGUGUCAUUCAUUUAUCAUUUAUAAAGACUGAAAAAUAUGGAAAGUGAACCGGGUAACACAGAUUUUUAUGCAAAGGGCAAAAGUUAUUGGGAAAAUGUGCCUGCAACUAUAGACGGAAUGUUAGGUGGUCAUUCAAACGUGUUUAAAGCAGACAUUCAAGCAUCAUCACGAUUUAUUAACACUUUUCUUCAAGAUAAAACUCGACCUUUGGGAACAGACUAUGCAUUGGAUUGUGGAAGUGGCAUUGGACGAAUCACAAAACAUUUUCUUCUAAAAUUUUUUAAAUCAGUGGAUAUGGUUGAGCAAAAUAAAAACUUUUUGGAUGAAUCCAAUGCAUAUUUAGAAGAAGACUCCAGUCGUGUUUUAAGGAAAUUUAACUCUGGUCUUCAAGAUUUUAUACCUGAUGAAAGUUGUUAUGAUGUGAUAUGGAUUCAGUGGGUUAUUGGAUAUUUAACAGAUGAUGACUUAAUCUCAUUUCUGAAAAGGUGCAAAAAAGGUCUGAAAGAAAAUGGAAUUGUUGUAAUAAAAGACAAUAUUUCUUCUUAUGAUACUGAUAUGGAUCAUGAAGAUGGAUCUGUGACUCGCCCUCGACAAGAUAUUAUAGAUUUAGCUACUAAGGCUGGUCUUGAACUUGUAGCAGAAAGAAAACAAUAUAAAUUUCCUAAAGGGUUAUAUGAAGUAAAGAUGUUUGCUUUCAGAUGACCUUAAAUGAAAAAUAGGAACACUAUUUUUCUUUUAUUUUUGUGUAUUGAAAUAAAAUAUUUAUAAAACCAAA
Molecule: messenger RNA, 869 nt
Organism: Argiope bruennichi
Lineage: Eukaryota; Metazoa; Arthropoda; Arachnida; Araneae; Araneidae
Product: N-terminal Xaa-Pro-Lys N-methyltransferase 1-B-like
Exons: 3
Coding region: 131-796 (221 amino acids)
Biological process (GO): N-terminal protein amino acid methylation
Cellular component (GO): cytoplasm
Molecular function (GO): N-terminal protein N-methyltransferase activity
Source: RefSeq, a predicted model, not a curated record